GGUAAACAGACAUGGAAGCACCAGGUGAAGACCUCCACAGAGGCUGAGCACUGCACUCGCUCUUUCCAACCGUCUUCUGUCUAUUUCGCCUAGUGCAUCCACUUGAUAUAGAUCUGCUUGGUGUCACGUUUACGCCUACAGCCUCCAGAGGCUUGACUUCCUCUCCAGUGUGUGUGGCGGCCAACAAUCACCAAAACUGAUGAGGAUCGUCUGAUUGAGUUAAAAUAACUUCCUUUUUUCUUAUUUUGCCAAGCGGAAAGAAUGUCGGAAAGGGCCGAGGAUGACGUCAGGGGGGAGCAGCGCCGAGCGGCCAGGCAGCAGCUGAAGCAGCAGCAGAUCCAGCGGAGAGAAGGCUCCACAGCAAUGGCGACUGUUGCGGAGCGGAGAUCCUUGCCUAGUCCAGAAAUAAUGCUGGGACAGCCUUGGAGCAACUGGGUCGACGCCGCCAAACUCCACGGCAAUGACGGUGCUGAAUCGGAGGAAAGUUUCAAAGACUUCGGGAAAAAUCGAGAAGCCAUGCGUUUGUGCAGAGAAGACAUGCCCAUAUUUGGCCAGUGUCCUGCACAGGACGACUUCUACCUGGUGAUGUGCAGCCACUGCAGCCAGGUAGUCAAGCCCCAAGCCUUCCAAGCACACUACGAGAGAAGACAUAGUGCGGCCAACAAGCCAGCCUCCACCUCGCCCUUCCCUGUGUCGGGCAGGAACCGGAGCAGCGGACUUGGGCCUGGGCUGGGCUCGGGCUCUGCAGCUGGAGUGGCGAGUGGAGGCAUUGUUACCCGACCCUCCACCGCUGGAGCCAGCUUAGCGUCCUCCUCCUCUAAUCCUAAACUCCUCAAAACAGCCAAAGAGAAGCCAGGCAUUCAGCGAAGAACCCCCUUUGCACCCUUCAGGACGCCCCAGCUGGACAAGAUCCUCACCCCGGCUGUCAAGGUGGAGAAGAUGCAUCUCAGGGUGGACUCGUCAGUUAAGCUGGUGCAGGCCCCAUCUGCCCCUGCCACCACCUCACCCUCCUCUACAUCCUCCUCUAGCAUCACUGUGAGCUCCAACACUACCACCAUCACCACCUCCUCAUCAUCAGCCCUUAAACCAGGCCUUAACUGUCCUUCCAUACCAAAGCCUCCAUUACUGGCCCCGGGUCAGAUUCCCAACGGCAAGGGCCACCUCUCAGUCCUGUCAGACAAGAAGCAGGACAGCAGCAGCAGUGCCAGUAGCAGACGCCACAUUAACAAGAAAGUGACAGAGCGUGAGUUCAAUGCAGAUAUCCACUGUGGCGUUGUGGAUAUAACAGCUCGGAAACCAUGCACAAGAUCCCUAACUUGCAAGACACAUUCCUUAAGCCAGCGGAGGGCGGUGCCAGGGCGGAGGAAGCGCUUUGACACACUGCUGGCAGAGCACAAGAACAAAGCAAGGGAGCGGGAAAAGGACAGAGAUCUCCACCAACCCCAUUCCCAGCAAAACCCCUCUCUCAGGGACCCACACCCCUCCUCCCACCUUGCCGCUGGCCAUGACGCCCACCAGGUCGCUCAUGGCAACGGCCCCGCCCCAGAUGCCACUAAGCCUUUGCCUCUCAGCAAGCCCAAAUUUCACAGCCCUGGUCUUCCACGACUAAACAGCGGUCACGGAGGUGGUACCCCCGGAGACCCCGCAGUAGUCCACGAGUUACCACACCAUGCCCAAACUACCCCCGAUGGGUUUUCUCGACCCUCCAGUGACGAGGGAGAGAACGAUGAGCGGGAGGACAGCGCUGACAAACUGGACUGUCACUAUUCAGGUUAUCACCCUCGACCGGCAGCUUUCUGUACAUUCAGAAGUCGACUGUUUGGGAGAGGCUGUUACUCCUUUGAUCGGCGAUGGGACAGAGUGCGAUGUGCCCUCACCACAAUGAUGGACAAGCAUGUCAACUCUCAGAUGUGGAAGAAAAUCCCCUUGGCCUUAGAGAACUCCUCCUCCGUUGCACCUACUCAUAGGACAAGCACAAAUUCUCACAGUAGCACUCCCUCUUCAGGCUUCCUGGGCCCCCCUUCCACCUUGCCCCAGACUCCUUAUAGCCAAUCCUACGAGGGCAAGUCAGUGCUCUCCUAUGGGACCACCUUAAAUGCCCGCAGCUCCCCACAGGGCGGGGCUGAGCACCCGGCCUACGGCAUUACGCAGGCCCGACAAGUGUCUUCGUCGCCGCAGAUGCCUUCAGCCCACUCAUCCUCAUCUUCUUCAGCUCCUUCCCUAGCCUCAGGCCGGGUGCCUAAGUCCCGUUCUUCCAGCAGCAGCACUACCAAGUCGUCGUCGUCGUCAUCCUUCAGGCCCAAGGAGAUCUCCUCUGGCUCCUCCACACCCGUCAUCCCCAACUCCAUUGGUGGGGGCAGCAGCGGAGCCAACAGUAACAGUAGCAACACUAGCUUCAGCUCGGGGAAGAAGAGAAAGAACAGCUCAAUUCUAUCUUCGUCCCAUGGCCCCUCUGAAUCCUCGUCUUCUAAUGCCAACUACUCUUCCUCCUCCUCCUCUUUCAAGAAGAACUGUGCAAAUGUCGGCAGCUCAGGGAGCACCUACCACCACGGCUCAUUAGGUCCUUCAUCCUCAUCGUCAUUAUCUUCCUCCCACAGUGGAGUCCACAGUGUGGGUCUUAACUGUGGCCCCACUGUGCGGACCAACUCACUCAGCCUCAAGGUGGAGCCUUCUGGAGGUUCAGCAGGCGGCUCCUCAGGGCCGCCUGGACGAGGUCCUCCCUCGGGCAGCCCUGCAGAAUCCAUCAAGCGCAUGAGCGUGGUGAUGAACAGCAGUGACUCUACCCUCUCCCUGGGACCCUUUGUCCACCACCAGUCCUCUUUCUCAUCUGACCACCAUACAAACUUCAGCCACCACUCCGCAGAUGGGCGCCUGGAGGGCAAGAAGCGCAAGAACUCUCCUGCCUCCAGCGGCAUUAAUAGUGGAGGAGGAGGCGGAGGGGGACCUGGACCAGGUAGACCCAAAGUGGCCAAGUCACCUGCCAUUAACAACAUCCAUGGGAAGCAUGGGCGGAGCAUUCCAGGGACGCCAGGGCUACCCAACAACUCCCAUUUACAUCAGCCAAAGGCUCGUCCCUGACAGCGGUGUCCGGCCUCUGUGUAUGGAACCGGCAUGCGGAUGGGGAAGUAGUCCGGAGCAGUCCGCACACUGCUCUGGGCUGCACGAGGCCUUCUAAAAUCAAACCCACUUUACUCUUAGCUUCCCACAAUCCUCAGGGUGGAGAUGAUCUGGACUGCCCAGUGAAGUCAAUGUGGUCCUUACUAUUUCUCCCAAAGCCAUGUGUGUGUGUUGGGGCGAAGGGUGGUGCAAUGGCACUGUAUGUAUAGCGUGGAGUGCCAGUUCGUCUUAGGAGCGAGCCAAGGACCCCCUACACAAGUGUCGUCCCAGUAUUCUGAGAGGUCUUCCUGUGUUGAAGUAGUAGGAACAAUAGCAACAGCCAUGGGUCUCUUGAGCUGUGGUUCAAAGCUCAUUGGGUUCAGGUCAAGGGCUGCCGCGACAAGCCGAACACGACGCCGAGCAACUGGGGAGACAACAAGCCGAUCUCUUCUGUUUGUUAAAGAAUGAGUGUGUGAAUGUGAGUGCGUGUACGAGUAUUUUUCUCAUGUCAGAUUCUGCUGGACUACUGGAAUUUCCAACUUAAUUACACCCCCAGCGCCUGAUCUCAGAAGCCUUGGAAGGAGAGCAGGAGAAGCAGCUAACUGUUACUUGCAACACCUUAAACAACACACAAUCACCUUGUUGUUUCACUUUUCGUUAGUCUGACUCUCUCUGGCGACACGUUUGAGUAACCUCUGGGUUACCCGCUGUAGCCUGAGAGGAGCCCAUAGGGACGAUCUGGUCAAUUCUUUUAUUACCCAGAAUAAUUAUGCAAGUGUUACCUUUUUAUGAUUUCUUAAGAGCUUUUUACAUCAAACUACCAAGAGUCUUUGUAGACGUGGUGAAGACAGUUGUGCUUUCAAAUGUGAAAAGAUCGCCUGAUGUGCCCAUUCGAUUGAAUCCUUUUGUCAGAGAGAGAACUUGGUCUCGAGUACACCUGUCAAUUUUCUAAAUCUGUUCAUUGUGCAAAAAGAUCGCCACAGUAGACCCUACCCCCCCCCCCCCAACUGUGAACAGCACUAAAUAACUACUUUCUCCACAGGCACCGCUUAGCAGUCCACAAGGCUAGCCAAAAGCUGCUAUCAGCUUUGCCACUACUUCUUUUUUUUUUUUUUUUUUUUUUU
Messenger RNA from Perca fluviatilis (European perch), 4220 nucleotides. RefSeq names its product ataxin-7. The transcript is spliced from 13 exons. Bases 262 to 3078 code for a protein of 938 amino acids. NCBI's taxonomy places the organism in Eukaryota, Metazoa, Chordata, Actinopteri, Perciformes, Percidae. The record is from RefSeq and is a predicted model, not a curated record.